Messenger RNA from Peromyscus leucopus (white-footed mouse), 2999 nucleotides. RefSeq names its product SET domain bifurcated histone lysine methyltransferase 2 (gene Setdb2). The record is from RefSeq and is a predicted model, not a curated record. Lineage: Eukaryota; Metazoa; Chordata; Mammalia; Rodentia; Cricetidae. The transcript has 14 exons. Bases 619 to 2703 code for a protein of 694 amino acids. Gene Ontology annotation, biological process: heterochromatin organization; negative regulation of gene expression. Gene Ontology annotation, cellular component: nucleus. Gene Ontology annotation, molecular function: histone H3K9 methyltransferase activity; protein binding; zinc ion binding.
GAGCUCGCUGCCGGCGUGAGUCUCCCGGGUUGAGGUGAGGGCGUCUCUUGACAGGCGGCUCAGGUGCGAGGCGCGCAGGGUGCGCUGCGGGUCGGCCCGGCUCUCCCCGCGCGUGCCGGCGGCUCGCAGUCCCCGUAGCUGAGGCGGCCCCGGGCUCUCGGUUGCGUUUUUCUCCCUCUGUCUUGGGGCGCUCGCCUUUGUGACUGGUGGUUCCUGAGCGACUUGGCUGUGACAAGCGAAGUACAGAGUAAGACGCCGAAGCAGGACUCUCGGAGGUUCGAACCCUGGUCCACGCCACAAGAAUGUUUGGUGCAUUUGUGGACCAAAGCAUGGGAUUCAUUUUUAUUUUUGGAAAGACAGUGCCAGUGGUCCUCCUCCAGCUGUCAGUUUGGCGUUAAUGAAGAUGCUGUGCCUGUUUUGCAUGGACUGGUCGUCAUUCUGUCUUUUCAAGCACAGCUCUGUUUGGAAACUCGAGUAUCCAAGAGUUUGGGUAAUGGCAUAAGACAUCCUCUAUCUGAGGACUGCAGAGUUUAUAGAGACUCCGUCUGGACUCUCCAGUCAGAGUGGCACUCUUGAUUCACUGAAUUUGGAAGAAUUUUAUAUAAGUAACAACAAAAGAUGGGAGAAAGAAAUGGUGAUGCAAGGACUUUCUGGAUGAAGCUACAAGAUGAUGGUAAAGUGGACUUUAUGUUUGAAAAAACACAAGAUGUGCUGCAGUCACUGAAACAGAAGAUAAAAGAUGGGUCUGCCACAAAUAGAGACUGUGUCCAAGCAAUGAUUCUGGUAAAUGAAGCAAAUAUAAGUAACAGUCCAACAAAGGAUCAUAUACCUAUGACUCAGAAUGAACAGGAAAACAAAUCAAAUGCAUUUCCCUCUACAUCAUGUGAAAACUCCUUUCCUGAGGACCGUACCAUUCUAUCUCCAGGAAAAGAAGCAUUCCUCCCUGUAACCAGGAAAGCUGCAGACCUGGGGAAGAAGGAACCCCCUUUGAGUGUGUCUUUCUGUGGCCAUAUCUGCUCCAGUGCUUGUCUAAUGGAAACACCACUGUCAUUGAAGGGAGAAAACCCUCUGCAGCUACCAAUCAGAUGUCACUUCCAAAGACGACACGCAAAAACAAACUCUCAUUCUUCUGCUCUCCACGUGAAUUAUAAAACGCCCUGUGGACGGAGUCUACGAAAUAUAGAAGAAGUUUUUCAUUACCUUAUUGAGACAGAGUGUAACUUUUUAUUCACAGACAACUUUUCUUUCAAUACUUAUGUUCAGUUGACUCGGAAUUACCCAAAGCAAGAUAAAGUUGUUUCUGAAGUGGAUAUUAGUAACGGAGUGGAAUCAGUGCCGAUUUCUUUCUGUAAUGAAAUUGACAGGAGGAAACUUCCACAGUUUAAGUACAGAAAGACAGUAUGGCCCCGAGCAUACUACCUAAAUUUUUCCAACAUGUUUUCUGAUUCAUGUGACUGUUCUGAGGGCUGUAUAGACAUAAAAAAAUGUGCUUGUCUUCAGUUGACAGCAAAGAAUGCGAAAGCAUGGCCCCUGUCACCUGAUGCAGUAUGUACUGGAUAUAAAUAUAAAAGGCUGCAGAGACUCAUACCUACUGGCAUUUUUGAAUGCAACCUGUUGUGCAAGUGUAACCGUCAGUUGUGUCAGAACCGAGUUGUCCAACAUGGUCCCCAGGUGAGACUACAGGUGUUCAAAAGUGAGAAGAAGGGCUGGGGAGUACGCUGCCUGGAUGACAUUGACAGAGGGACAUUUGUGUGCAUUUAUUCAGGAAGAUUACUAAGCAGAGCCACUCCUGAGAAAACUAAUACUGAUGAAAAUGGAAGAGAACAACAAAACAGUGUAAAAAAUAUGCUUUCCAAAAAGAGGAAAAUAGAAGUUGCAUGUUCAGAUUGUGAAACACAUCCUAGAAGUCCUAAAACUGAGAAGUGUCCUACUAAGUUUAGUAGUGAUCUCAAAGAGCCUGUUACGGAAAUGAACUACAGAAAUAUUUCAAGAACUCAGCGUCUCUCAGUCAUUAGAAGCCCUAAAUUCAAGACAGCUGUUUUUCAUUACAAUGAGAAAAGCAUGGGAUUUGUUUCCUCAGAAUCUACCACUCCUGAAGAUAAGAAUGGAUUUAAACCAGCUCACGAACACAUAAACUCUAAAGCUAGAGCUCACGAGGACUUAAGUUCAAACCAAGUUGGAUAUUCUGAAGACAGACAGCUGAUUGAAUCAGAUGUGAUAGAAGUAACUAAAAGUCAAGAAGACACUUCACCAGAGGGCAGGUGUAAGCACGUAGCCACAUCGAAUAAUGAGAAUACUAAAAAGGUGCUUGAAGUUCCAGUAAAAACAUCCCAAGAAGGAGAAUCGGCAGACUCUCAAAGUCAGCAGGUCUUCUGUGAUAAGGAGUUGCCAAGUGAAAGGAUGAAGACUUCGUCCCCUUCUCUAGCGAGGCUCAGUAAAGAGAAUGUGUUUCUUUUGGAUGCUUCAAAAGAAGGAAAUGUGGGCCGCUUCCUUAAUCAUAGUUGUUCCCCAAAUCUCUGUGUACAGAACGUUUUUGUAGAAACACAUGACAGGAAUUUCCCACUGGUCGCCUUCUUCACCAACAGGUAUGUGAAAGCAAGAACAGAACUAACAUGGGAUUAUGGUUAUGAAGCUGGGACCAUGCCUGAAAAGGAAAUCCUCUGCCAAUGUGGGGUUAAUAAGUGUCGGAAAAAAAUAAUAUAAUUGAUGUCUAUUCAGGAAAUUAUCUGGUCAAGCUGGAACUACAUCAGUUGUCAAUGAAAUCUUGUUUAAUCCUUCUGUUUCCCUUGGUCAGGGUAUUCAUGUUUUUUGUAUGAUUUUGUAUAACUUAGGUCAGAAACAAAAUGAGAACACUCUCAUAUGCAUCAAGUAUCACUUGUUAUUGUUAAUCAACUUUACAUGAGUAGAAUGUAAAUAGUAUAUUUUAUGUACAUACCACUGUAUAAUUUGUAUUUUAUAUAUUAAGACAAAAAUUAUAAUAGAAUUUGUAUGUUUCUAAA